This is a messenger RNA of Eupeodes corollae, 2547 nucleotides long. RefSeq lists its product as uncharacterized. The transcript has a single exon. The record is from RefSeq and is a predicted model, not a curated record. Gene Ontology annotation, biological process: DNA integration. Lineage: Eukaryota; Metazoa; Arthropoda; Insecta; Diptera; Syrphidae. The coding region runs from base 1 to 2547 and encodes 848 amino acids. Gene Ontology annotation, molecular function: nucleic acid binding.
AUGCCUUCUGUCGAGCACACCCUAGGACAGCUGACAGGAGCAAAAAUUUUCAGCAAGCUAGAUGCCAACAGUGGGUUUUGGCAAAUAAAACUCACCGAAGAGUCAAAACUACUAACUACAUUCAUCACACCCUUCGGGAGGUUUUGUUACAACCGUCUUCCAUUCGGUAUAACUUCUGCUCCAGAACACUAUCAGAAGAGAAUGUCCAGCAUAGUCCGUGGGUUGGAAGGAAUCCUUUGUCAAAUGGACGAUAUUCUUGUCUGGGGCAGCUCAGUUAACGAACACGACAAAAGACUUCGUCUAGUACUACAACGUCUUCAAACCUCAGGGGUCACACUCAAUGAUGCUAAAUGUCAGUUUGGGGUUCAACGCAUCAAGUUCCUCGGGCACAUUCUCGAUGAAGAUGGCGUGCACCCAGAUGGCGAUCGUAUUACAGCUAUCAUCAACAUGGAACGACCGAAAAACGUGCAUGAAGUUCGCAUUGUGAUUGGACUUAUUAAUUAUCUUGGAAAAUUUACACCAAGACUAUCGGACGUAUGGCAACCUCUCAACGAACUGCUUAAGAAGGAACGAACAUUCACUUGGGGGUUAACGCAGGAGAGGGCGUUCGAGGAAGUGAAGAAAAUCCUGACCAGCGAGCCCGUGCUUGCAAUAUAUGACAGCAACAAAGAGACUGUCAUUUCAGCUGACAGUUCGUCAUAUGGUAUCGGUGCUGUCAUUCGUCAACGGCAACUCGAUGGUAAGUUAAAACCAAUCUCUUAUGCUUCCAGGACACUGACCGAGUGCGAGAAGCGCUAUGCCCAAAUCGAGAAAGAGGCCUUGGCUCUCACGUGGGCUUGUGAGCGAUUCCAGGAUUUUGUUAUUGGCAUCCGGUUUCAUCUGGAGACCGACCACAAACCGCUUGUGCCAAUCUUCACAACAAAGAAUCUGGACGAUUUAACACCACGACUACAGCGUUUGAGAAUGCGAAUGAUGCGCUAUGAUUUCUCAAUCUUCUACACUCCAGGUAAGGAUCUGAUAGCAGCAGAUGCACUUAGCCGCCAGCCUUUGCAUGUGAAAGAUAGCGAAAACAAGCUUGAAGAAGAAAUUUUCGCACACGUAAACCUGGUGAUCGCGCACAUUCCUGCAUCUGAUUUGAAAAUAGAAGAAAUCUGGACCGAACAGCAGCGCGAUUUAACUCUUAGCAAAAUCGCCUCCUAUACAUUGAAUGGGUGGCCAGAAAAAAACAAACUACCCAAUAUUUUGCAACCGUACUUUGCAGUUAGAGACGAAAUUGCCAACGAGAACGGUUUGCUUAUGCGUGGCUGCCGUCUCAUCAUACCUGCAUCGAUGCGACAAGACAUUCUCGGAAGACUUCAUGCUGGCCAUCAAGGAAUAACAAAGUGUCGAGCAAGAGCUCGUGAAUCUGUCUGGUGGCCAGGCCUUUCUACAGACAUUGCUGAGAUGAUCAACAGAUGCAGUGUUUGCAUCCAAGAAACAAAAGGAGUUAGAGAAAAAUUAAUGCCAUCGGACUUUCCAACACGUCCAUGGCAAAAGGUAGCUAUGGAUCUUUUCAAAUGCCAAGGGCGCUGGUACUUGAUCAUUUCUGAUUUCUUUUCUAGAUUUUUCGAGGUAGCGUUACUCGAAAGAUUGACGGCUGGUGUGGUCAUUAACCAUUGCAAAUCGAUCUUUGCACGCUUUGGUGUACCCGAACUGGUGAGAAGUGACAACGGAACCCAAUUUGAAUCAGUUCACACCUCAGAGUUCUCCAAAUUUGCAAGGGAUUAUGGAUUUCAUCAUGUCACAUCCAGUCCCCACUUUCCACAAAGCAACGGAUUCAUAGAGGCUGCAGUAAAAAUUGCCAAACUACAGCUCAAGAAAAACGCCGAUCCAUACAAAGCCUUGUUGGAAUAUCGUGCAAGCCCUUUAUCCAACGGCUACAGCCCAGCAGAACUUUUGAUGGGCCGCCGCAUCAGAUCAACACUACCUAUGGUGCCAAAACGCUACGAGUCAAAAGCAGUCGAUUACAAUGACUUAAAAAGAAAGGAGGAUGAUAGAAUAGAAAAACAAACACUAAACUUUAACAACAGACAUCGUGCCGUGCAGAAACAUGAUCUUAUUCCCGGAGAAUUAGUUUGGGUACGAGAUAAACGAGUGUGGGCUACAGUUCGUGAGAAGACCAAGCACCCUCGUUCUUACAUCAUCGAAACUCCGACAGGAAAACUACGUCGUAACAGCUUUCAUCUAACUCGAGCUCACCGAGCAGGAGAGAUAAUCGAUGAAACAGAAAAUGAUAUUCCAGACAUCACAACUCCAAUGAAAUUGCCAUCAGCUUCGUCGCCAGAGAAGACAUCAUCGCCGAUCACAUCAACGCAAUUCUCAACACCCUCUUCGUCACCUUCACAAUCAUCAGUACCAUCGUACGCGUCAGCAUCGUCAACUCAAUCGCCAUUAUCGUCACCAUCGAUUCCUUCGUCUUCUGGGCCUACAAGUAGAAGUACCGAUAACCAAGGCUACCUGACUCGAUACGGCCGGCUAGUGAAACCUGUCGAUUGUUAUCAAUACUGA